Molecule: messenger RNA, 2965 nt
Organism: Capsicum annuum
Lineage: Eukaryota; Viridiplantae; Streptophyta; Magnoliopsida; Solanales; Solanaceae
Product: proton pump-interactor 1
Exons: 8
Coding region: 816-2651 (611 amino acids)
Source: RefSeq, a predicted model, not a curated record
CCCAACAGAUAUGACUCGGCCCGGCCUCCAAUUUCCUUCCUCCUUUAAUCAGCAACGUCAGCCGACAAUUAACUCGGUACAACACCAAUAUCAGCGUACAAACAACCAGCGAACACCGACCAACAAUCCAACAACCAAUACCCAACCCGAACCACCAGCCACCGUCGAACCACAUAAACCGACCCAACCGACCUGAAUUCGACCCGCAACCCAUGACCCGAACCAGCAUAUUGGUUCAAUAGCCCGAUAAGCUUCUAGAAACAGCGUAGGUGCCCCCCAAAAUACAAAAUUUGUUACUCUUGAACGAAUUUGUAUGAAUCCAUACAUGGGUGUGCGCUUUUUAUUGGUUCUUGGGGAAUAAUCCGUUAUUCCUCAUUCCUAUUGGAUGCCAUAUCUCGAAUUGGGUGAAGAAAAAUCAAAUUGGUGAAAUUUUUGAGGGGUAACCUGAUCCUCAGCUUCAAUUUGAAUUUUUUCCCUAAAAAAUUCCCAAAUUACCCCUGAAUUUUCUAGUUCCCACAUCGUUUGAAGACCAAAUUGAAUCCCCCACAUUUUUCUAUAUAAAGCUCAAUAUUCAGCUUAAAACAAGAGGUCGGGAAGGAUAGCUACAAAAAAAGGCUCUCAAGCAAAAGUUGUUAUUUUUAGUAAAAAAAAAAUUAUCGCGAAAAGCCGUUAAGGUUCUCGGAGUAGUUGUGGAGCUUUCUGGUGGUGGUCGUGACUCCGACGACAGCCCGAAGUCCUGUUUUGCUGCUCCAAAACAAGAUUUUAGAGUUGAAGGCCGAUCUUGGUUUGUUUCUCAGUGAAUUGGGGGUAGAGAUAUGGACUCUCAAAGUGAAAAGAACAACCUUAUGAAGGAAAAUGAGAAAAUGAAUCCUGGUGUAGAGGUUAAUGAGCCGAUAAAAUUUGGCUCUCAUGGUACUAAAGAAUCUAUUAAGGAGGAAGGGAAAAAAGUUCCUGUGAUCGGCCUCCGGAAGGAAGCAGCUGAGGACUGGCCUGAACCUAGGAAGAUCCAUUCUUUCUACCUUGUUAGAUAUCGGAGAUUUGAGGACCAAAAUCUCAAGUCCAAAUUUGAUCAGGCAGAAAAAGAGCUACAAAAAAUGAACCAAGCAAGAUUUCAGCUUAUUGAAAAACUGCGGGCCAUAAGGGCAGAAAGAUCACAGUUGAUAGGCCAAAGGAAAUCUGUGAGUGCUGAGAAUCAGGAGUUUUGGACAGUAAUUGAAGGGAAGAGAAAGGAAAUAAAACCUCUUCAGGAUGCCUUGGGAAAGCUCCGUGGUCCUAGGAAAGAUGGGAGAGAGGGGGUUUCGACUCUGUGUUCAUCUGAGGAGGAGCUUGAUAAUCUUAUUAAGAGUUUGCAAUACCGCAUUCAGCAUGAAAGCAUUACUCUGACUGAAGAGAAGAAAAUUCUAAGAGAAAUUAAACAACUUGAAGGAACAAGGGGAGGGGUUAAAGAACAAGUGGCUCUGAGGGCACAAAUUCAAGAUUCAAUGGGUGAAAAAGAAACAAUCCAAAAGCAGGUCAAGCUUAUAAGUGGUAACCUUGAUGGGGUUCAUAAGGAGCAACAAGCGGUUAAGGCCAAGCGGAAGAUACUAGAUGAUCAGCUCGAUGCCAAUACCUGCCAGAUUAAGUCUUUGGAUGAGGAAUUGAAGGAAGUAACAAAGAAGAGGGACACAGCUUUUGUACGUCUUCAGGAAUUGAGAAAUCAACGCGAAGAAGCGAAUGCUCCUUUCUACAAAAACUUUGCACUGUUGCAAAAGGCAAAAUUGCUAGCAGCCAAGAAGGAUACUGAAGCCCUUAAAGAACUCUCACUUACUGAGGUCGAUAAAUUCAUCUCCCUAUGGAGUGGUAAGCCCUUUAGGGAUGACUAUGAGAGGAGAAUUUUGACAUCACUUGAUAUUAGGCAGUUGAGCCGGGAUGGCAGGAUGAGGAACCCUGAUGAGAAGCCUCUGGUGUUACCACAGGCGCAGACUGUUCCACAGACUGAGAUUGUUGAGAAAACUACUGCUAAACCUAAACCAUCAAAGGAAGAAGCAGUGCCUGCUCAGAAAGUAAACAAAGAGAAGAUUACCAAGAAGCCGAAAGAUGCAAUUAACAAAGUUACUGAAAGUACAACAAAAAAGUACGUCUUUGAUGUUGAAGAGGAGAUCCAUGGUUUAGAAAAGCAACCCAAGGAUGUGAAACCCAAAAUCAAGGAAUCUGAUGAUGACGCAAAAUUGAAGGAAAUGAAGAGAGAGGAGGAGAUUGCGAAAAAUCGGCAGGCAAUGGAGAGGAAGAAGAAGAAGGCAGAGAAAGCAGCUGCCAAAGCAGCAAUAAAAGCUCAGAAAGAAGCUGAAAAGAGGAAGCUCAAGGAACUUGAGAAGAAAGCGAAGAAGGCUGGAGCUUCUGUUCUUGGUCAGGACUCUACUGAGGAACCAACUGAAACAGCUGCAGAGGUUGCUGAGGAAGAGAAGGUGGAGGAAAACAUUGAAACAUCAGUUGCACCUAAGCGCAAGGAGGGGAAAGGGAAAAAUGUCAAGCAUCAACCAAUACGUGCAAAAGGCACAGAAAUUCCUAAAACUAUACUGAAGCGCAAAAAGGCAAUGAACUAUUGGCUAUGGGCUGCUCCUGCUGCUCUUGUAGUUCCCCUACUUCUUUUAGCAUACACACAUUUUGUCUAGGAUAUAAUGAAAGUUAAAAGUAGAGCGGGGAAACUUGGUAUUGCUUUCAGUGUUGCAAUAACAAGGUCUGUUUUUUGUAAUCUUAAGUCAUGCCUUUUUUUUUUGGCAUCCUUGACUAAGGAUGGAAAAGUCAUAAUGAAGCUGGUAGAAAGAGUAACUAUGCAUGUUUGAUUUUGGUUGGUGUAGUUUCAAGAUUGUAAACAUCUAAGUUCUUUAAGAUCUGCAUGUUCAUUGAAAGAACGUCCGUUCUUUGUUAACCUUGGAGUGUACCUUUGUCGUUAGGUUGAUUGAAGUAUGUCCAGACUUCUGUUCAA